AUGAUGAAGUCCUUUUCUCUCCCCUGGAACCCGUCCACGUUCGAGAUCUCCAAGUUCCCCGGCUCGUUCCCGAAUAUCUUGGAACUCGUCGACCUCCCCGGGAACAAGGACCAGAGACGCCCGUGCCGUAAGGCCUGCUGCGCGGCUCCUAAGGUCCUCCGCCCGUGCGGAGAUCGAUGCCACGUCGGUUUCCAGCGCAUUCCGCAUGGCAGCUAUCUGCCUCCCGCUUCGCCGCGCCCUCCGCCAGCCUUUCCAGACGCCCCGCAAGCAGCUCCUCAGCGGGUAUCUGGCGUACAUUAUCGUCGAGUUCGCGAGGCUGGACAACACAUACGUGCUGCUGGCGUAGCGUCCCCCAUCUGCACCGGGCCCGUCUUCAAGGAAGGCCAGGGCCUUUCGCGGCACAAGGCCUGUCUCGACCCACGCUGUUUGUUUCUGCACCUGUCCCCACAAACACGCAACUUUAUUUACCGGUGCUCUGCUCCGCCGCAGUGGGAUCUCUUCAUCAGCGGGCCGCCAGACUCUGUCUACGAGAACCAUGUUCUCCAUGCGAAGAUGCACUUCCCCAGCAAGUACCCCUUCCAGCCACCGACCUUCCGUUUUGUGACCAAGAUGUUCCAUCCGAACAUCUACAACGACGGGAUUGUGUGCAUUUCCAUUCUCCACUCGGAGAGAGACGACCCGACCAACUAUGAGAACGAAAACUGCACCUGGACGCCCGGGCAGAACGUCAGAACAGUCUGUCUCAGCAUCAUUUCACUCCUCAACUCCCCGAACAUCUUCAGCCCGGCCAACGUCGACGCGUCCAAGAUGCUGCGGGACGACAAGCCCCUUUACGAAAAGUUUAUAAAAGAGCUUUUGGAGAAGAAAAAGUCGGAGGAAUAA
Molecule: messenger RNA, 882 nt
Organism: Oppiella nova
Lineage: Eukaryota; Metazoa; Arthropoda; Arachnida; Sarcoptiformes; Oppiidae
Source: the annotation of a GenBank genome assembly